AUGGCGGGUGAAGCUGUGCUAGGAGCUUUCGUUCAAGUUCUACUUCAAAAUUUGAUCUCAAUUUCGGUGGAGCAAAUUAACCACGUUAGAUAUUACAAGAAACAGUUGAAAAAACUGAAGGAUUGUGUCUCGAUGAUUCAGAGUUUCUUGAACGAUGCGGAGAAGAAGCAAGUCACAGAUGAAACUGUCAAACUCUGGUUAAGGAAGCUUGAAGGUGUGGCUUUUGAUGCCGAUAAUCUUUUGGAUGAGCUCAACUACCAACAUCUCUCAAAGAAACUUCACACCGAAUACAGAAUCGGGAAAAAGGUACGAGACUUCAUCCCACACUCCAUUAAUCAUCUGAAAAUGGCACUUAGAAUCAGGGAUAUCAAUAAAAACAUGGAAGAUAUUAAUCACGAGGCGAGCAACUAUGGCCUUCAGAAGGCAGUGAUCGGUGCAUAUACUCCGGUUGAUGGAUCAGGUCCAUCUGCAGUACGUCUAGAAACUGAUUCAUUCAGUAUUGAUCCAAUUUUUCUUGGAAGAGAAAAUGAUGUGUCUAAAAUUGUGAAGAUGAUGACUAGAGUUCCAAACGAUCAAGUAUUCUCUAUCCUUCCAAUUGUUGGUAUGGGCGGACUUGGAAAAUCGACGGUAGCUAGACAAGUAUUUAGUCAUGAAGUAAUAAGGAAUCAUUUUGCUAAGCGUUUUUGGGUGUAUGUUUCUAAAAAUUUUGAUGUCAUGAGUCUUUUCAAAAAGAUUCUUACAUCAUUAGCCGGAACAAACGCCGAACUUGGAAAUAAACAAGCUGUUUUGGAAGAGCUUCAAAAAUAUUUGGGAACUGAAAGAUUUCUAAUUGUCCUCGACGAUGUUUGGAAUGACAAUCAAGAAAUAUGGGAUGAUUUUGUUAAUCCCCUUAGGAGAAUUAGUUCUUCUACGGGAAAUGGCAUCAUUGUUACUACGCGACGUGAACAUGUUGCUUCACUCGUGACAACACUUCCUAUUCACCAACUAAAUAACUUGUUAGACGAUGAGUGUUGGUCCAUAAUCAAAGCAAAAGCCGUUGGAGAAGGUACUAUUAUUCCAUCAGAACUUGAGACCAUUGGAGUACAAAUUGCAAAAAGAUGUCGAGGUUUGCCAUUGGCGGCCAAAGUGGUUGCAGGAUUGUUGCGUGGAAAGUCGAUGGAUGGGUGGGUCUCUAUUCAAAAGAAUUGGCUCUCAGAUUUAACAGAUGAAAAUUCAAUUUCUAAGAUUUUAAAACUGAGUUUUGAUCAUUUAUCGUCACCAUCACUCAAAAAGUGUUUUGCAUAUUGUUCGAUAUUUCCUAAAGGGUUUAACAUGGAAAGGAAAAAAAUAGUUGAACUUUGGAUGGCAGAGGGCUUUCUUCACGGAACUGAUAUGGAGAUUGUGGGCAACCAGUUCUUUGAUCUGCUUUUACAAAACUCCUUGUUAUUACAAGUUGUGGGGAGAAAUGACUAUUAUGGCGAUAUAACAUAUUAUAACAUGCACGAUCUUGUGCAUGAUCUAGCAUCGUCUAUUUUAAUUUCAAGUGUGCAAGUUCGGUACAAGUGUCUGCAAUCUAGUGAGUGUGAAUCGCAUGAUAUCCUGAAUGAACAAGCAAGUUAUCUGCGUUCGUUACUGUCCAAUGAUAAAAUAUGUGUUCGCAUGUUCUCGGAGUUCAAAUCCUUGCACGUUUUAAUUCUUAUGGGAAAUUGUGUUGAAGAGUUGCCAACUUCAAUAGGAGUGCUAAUACAUUUGAGAUGUCUUGAUAUUUCCGACACAAAAACUAAAUGUUUCCCAAACUCAAUUAGUGAACUCUAUCACUUGCAGACAUUAAGAGCAAGUGAUGUUUUGGAGGCACUGCCAAACACAAUGAAAAACUUGAUUAGCUUGAGACAUCUUCACAUUCCUAAAAUAGAAUUGCCUCCAGAGAUGGGAAGAUUAACUUCUCUUCGUACUCUACCAUACUUUGGAGUGAGCAAUGAAAAGGGUUGUGGAAUUGGUGAGCUUGGGAGCUUGAAGAAUCUAGAAGGGGAACUCAAGAUUUAUAAUCUUGAAAAAGUGCAUGACAAAGAAGAGGCUAAGAGAGCAGAUUUAUUACAAAAGUCAAACAUAGUCAAGUUAAAGCUUGUGUGGAGUAGUGGAAAUAGAGAAGGUGAAAAUGGUGAUGAAAGUGUGUUGGAAGGCCUCCAACCCCAUGCAAAUCUAAAAAGCUUAAAGAUUUGCCAAUACAGAGGACAAAGUUUCCCAUCAUGGUGUUCAAAGAUGUCGGGGCUUAAUAAUUUGAUAGAGAUAAGACUUCAACAUUGCCCAGAAUGUGAACAAGUUCCAAUGUUGAGGCACUUGCCACAUCUAAAGAAUCUUUAUUUGUUUAGCCUGAAGAAUGUGCAAUCCAUAAGUUCGUCGUUCUACGGAAUCGACAAUUGUAGUACAUCAAGUAAUACAAUUACUGUGUUUCCGGCACUUGAAAGGCUCGAGUUGGUAGAAAUGUGGAAGCUAACAGAGUGGUCAGAAGCAAUGCUGAUGCCAAAUGCAACCGAAAAUCAACGAUUGUCGCAAGUACUACUCGUGGUAUUUCCUCGUCUUAAAUACUUGACGGUCAUGGAUUGCAGGCAAUUGAAGAGUGCUCCGAGUCAUUUUCCAUGCCUUCAAGAAUUGGAGAUUUCUCAAGUGCACAGUGAAUUACCUUUGGCGAGUAUAUGUGGAAUCAAAUUAAUCACACUUACAAAACUCAAGAUUCAAGCAAUUGAAGGACUCGUGUGUCUCCCGGAUUGGCUAUUUUGCAACAAUCAAAAUCUCUCGCAGUUGAAUAUAAGUGAUUGUCACAACUUAACGCAUCUAGUUCCAUGCUUGGGAGGUGGAGGAACUGCUAUGAGGGACUUCGUGAUAUGGGAUUGUCCGGAAUUGAGAGAAUUACCGGAUGAUUUACACAAUCUCAAUGCUCUUGAGAUAUUGAGUAUACACGAUUGUCCAAAUCUCAGAGAAUUACCAGAUGAUCUACACAACCUCAAUGCUCUUGAGAUAUUGAGGAUUUCGAAGUGCCCGGAACUAAAGACAAUACCAUAUCCACACGAUCAACAAUUAUUAUUAGGUUUGAGCCGCCUUCAUGAACUGAGUAUUACUGAAUGCCAAAGAUUGACCAAUUUGGCAAGUGAGAUGAUAGAGUCAUGUGCGCCUUCCCUCGAGAAGUUGGAAUUGCCUCAACUGACGGUGAAUAUGGAACCGGUGACCGGGAGUUUGCAAAGAAUGUCUCGUCUCAAGUGGUUGACGAUUGGGGAUGUAAUGAUGAGGAUUACUCGUAAAUAUGGGAACGACGAGUGGCGGAUAUUGAAUUCGAGUACUUGUUCUGAGUCAAUUUCAGUUGUCGACGCCAUCUUGAAAGUAUCAACUAAAUCUCUUUGUAGAUUAGUGUUGUACGGGACAGAGCAAAAUCAGGAUCUACCGGAACAAGUUCAACAUCUCAAUGCGGUUUCUGAGCUAUUGUUAAUUGGUUUAGGAGAGAUGGAAGAAUUGCCUGAAUGGUUUGGGAACAACAACUUGUCGUCUGUGAAGAGAUUAUGUCUAUCUCACUGCAAGAUUUUCCGCCGUCUGCCGUCUAAAGAAGCCAUGCUACGUAUCACCAACUUAGAGAUCUAUGAAUGUCCGCUGUUAAAUGUAAAGAAGUUACCGGAUGGAAACGACGGUGAUUCCGAAUGGCCCAAGAUCUCCCAUAUCCCCUACGUAGCUGUGGAUGAUCGAAUAGUAAUUACAACUAGUGCUCACUAA
Messenger RNA from Erythranthe guttata (spotted monkey flower), 3738 nucleotides. RefSeq names its product putative disease resistance protein RGA3. Lineage: Eukaryota; Viridiplantae; Streptophyta; Magnoliopsida; Lamiales; Phrymaceae. Gene Ontology annotation, molecular function: ADP binding. The record is from RefSeq and is a predicted model, not a curated record.